Molecule: messenger RNA, 370 nt
Organism: Leptopilina heterotoma
Lineage: Eukaryota; Metazoa; Arthropoda; Insecta; Hymenoptera; Figitidae
Exons: 2
Coding region: 4-336 (110 amino acids)
Source: RefSeq, a predicted model, not a curated record
UUUAUGUCCACUGAUAAUGCCCGAAACGUGAUUGCAGCUAUAAAGUUACUUCCCACUUGGACCCAAAUACGAAGCUUCGCACACACCUUAGAUUUGGUAGUCAACAGCGCAAAAGCAGAAAACAAGUGUAAAAAAAUCGUAGGAAAAGUCAAUAAAUCUGAUUCAAUAAAAAAAAAACUAGACGAAGCUCAAAAAAUCAUGGGAGAAAAACGGCCUUUAAAACUUCUUCAAUUGACUGAGACAAGAUGGAAUUCAGAAUUUUUAAUGAUUGAAAGAAUUGUAAAAUUGAAGAUUCCAUUAUCAUCAAUAAUGGAAAAUAAGUCUUUAAAGUUUUAACAAAAAUUUACUGAGUCCGACUGGUGCUUAUUAG